AGCCGGGCGGCGGGGGGUGGGGUUGCGGGCGGAGGAGAGAAGGAGGGAGGGUGAGGGAGCACCCAGGGUGCCCAGCACCCAGGAGUACAGGGGGGUCCGCCCACAACUUCCCGGGAAAUCUCUGAUAGCCUCGUCUGCCGUUCUCUGCCCUCCCCACGAAGUUAAAGGGAAGAGCCGAGGAUGGUGGAAAACUCUCCGGCCCCGUUGCCAGAAAGGGCAAUAUAUGGAUUUGCGCUUUUUUUAGGAUCGUGGUUUGGCUUCAUUUUGUACCUUAUCUGGGCUUAUAUUCCUGAGACUUGGCUGUUCUCCUUGGGACUGACAUACUGGCCUCAAAAAUACUGGGCAGUUGCUUUGCCAGUUUACCUCCUGGUGGCUGUGGGAAUUGGGUAUAUUUUGCUUUUUGGGAUUAACAUGAUGAGCACAGCUCCACUCAACUCCACUCACACCGUCACAGAUAACUACGCAAAAAAGCAGCAGCAGAAGAAAUUCCAAGAGGAGGCAAUUCCAGCACUGAGGGAUAUUCCCAUCAGUGAAGUCAACAGGAUGUUCUUCCUCCCUGAGAAAGGGAUCUGCAAUAGCAGAUAGUUGUUCUGAAAAUCUGGUUGAACAAAGGAUUAAUCAAAGUGUUACAGGAGGACAGUUAAAACCUCUCCAAGCUAAAAACCCCCAACUCUUGUAGCUUUUUUUCCCCCCUGAAUUUCUAAUUAAAUUGAUAUGACCACAUUUUAUUCUCGUGCACUUUUAGUAAGGUGUGUAAUAAAGUAUAUUAAUAUAAUAUAAAAGAAUAAUAAUAAUAACAAAUAUAUUUAGUAAUAAUUAUUAUGCACCUGCAUUGCUAUGAGAAUUAUGUCCUAAUAAUUUAUCUGGUCAUUCUUGUGGGUUUAAAAGUGUUCUGCUACUUUCUGCUUGGAAUUCCCCUCUGAGAGGGAAAGAAGCAGCUUUUGGACAGAGUUUAAUUCUAUUUCCCUUUGAAUUCAGGGAGAGAAAAUGUGCCAGUCAAACACUUGAUGAUCUUUUUUUGUUAUUAACUGGAAGCGUGUGCAUUGUAUAUACACUGUUUUCCUUUGUAAAUAUUAAUAAAAUGUGGCUAAUUUUGCCAUGUUCACCAUU
Messenger RNA from Corvus hawaiiensis (hawaiian crow), 1110 nucleotides. It is a transcript of the gene PIGP, whose product is annotated as phosphatidylinositol glycan anchor biosynthesis class P. The transcript is spliced from 4 exons. Gene Ontology annotation, molecular function: phosphatidylinositol N-acetylglucosaminyltransferase activity. NCBI's taxonomy places the organism in Eukaryota, Metazoa, Chordata, Aves, Passeriformes, Corvidae. The record is from RefSeq and is a predicted model, not a curated record. Bases 181 to 585 code for a protein of 134 amino acids. Gene Ontology annotation, biological process: GPI anchor biosynthetic process.